Molecule: messenger RNA, 556 nt
Organism: Schistocerca serialis cubense
Lineage: Eukaryota; Metazoa; Arthropoda; Insecta; Orthoptera; Acrididae
Exons: 2
Coding region: 138-374 (78 amino acids)
Source: RefSeq, a predicted model, not a curated record
ACGCCUUCGUGAGACCGGUCACGGCCGCCGGGAGGCGUCUCCGGGAAGACGCCGUGUCCCGUAUUUAUUACACCGGACCUCUAUAUAAGAGCCACCACCGCUCUACGCUCUGCAGGUCUGAAGACAAAUCGAACAGAAUGAACAAGUUCUUGGUGAUGUUCGCCAUGGUGCUGGUGGUGGCGCUGUGUGUGUCACCACUGUGGGCCAGUGCUGAGGCAGACCACCAUAGUGGCGGCCACCAAGGGGGCUACCACCAAGGGGGCUCCCACCAAGGGGGCUACCACCAGGGACAGCACCACGGUGGGGGAAGCAGCCACCACGACUCGCACCACGGCGGCGGCGGCCAUGACUCGCACCACGGCCACCACGGCUGAAGCGCCGAGGCCGGCGGGUCCCCAGCUGGCUUCCACCGCUCCAGUUCCACACAUAACAAAUAAAAUCCACAUGUAGCUGCUAGUAAAAUAUUUUAUGGAAAAAAUCUAAAUUAUAGAGUGUCUUAAGACGUGACUGUCAUCUGUAUGAAAUGCUCAAUAAAAUAUAGUUUCUCGUGUGGUGA